UAACAGGUAUGAUGUCAAGUGUGAUGCUGAUGCUACAGGGACUGAGCCAGCCUCUUUUGGCGCAGACUCUGUCAUCCUAGCUGUGCUUCUAGCUCGGGGUUUCGGAGGAGGGCAUCUCAUAAUCAGGUCACAUUCCGCUGAGGAGCCACCGUCCAGCUCUCCCUGAACCGGGAGACCAGAGGGGGCAGAAGACAAACAAUUGCUUUGCGAGAGGUGGAGGGAAAAAAAGACCGAGAUCAGAGAUGAGAGCCCCGGGCUGUUGUCUGGUGCCACUGUGGCUGUUGGCUGUCGCCUUGGCGGAAGGGGACAGCAAAGGGGGGAAAGACGGAGAACAUCCAGGCAAUUUUAUGGAGGACGAGCAAUGGCUGUCUUCUAUUUCUCAAUACAGCGGCAAGAUCAAACACUGGAACCGCUUUCGAGACGAAGUGGAGGAUGACUAUAUCAAGAGCUGGGAAGAUAAUCAGCCAGUUGAUGAAGGUUUGGACACAACCAAGGACCCCUGCCAGAAAGUGAAGUGUAGCCGGCACAAAGUUUGCAUUGCCCAGGGCUACCAGAGGGCUAUGUGUAUUAGCCGCAAAAAGUUAGAGCACAGAAUCAAGCAGCCUGCCCUGAAACACCAUGGAAACAAAGAAAGCUUUUGCAAACCAUGUUACAUGACCCAGCUCGCAUCUGUCUGCGGCACUGAUGGACACACUUACAGCUCUGUGUGUAAACUGGAGCAGCAAGCCUGCCUGACCAGCAAGCAGCUGGCAGUGAAGUGUGAGGGCCAGUGCCCCUGCCCAACCGAGCAUGGCCCCACCUCAACCACAGAUGUCAAACAAGAGACUUGUACCGGGCAGGACUUAGCAGACCUGGGCGACCGUCUGCGGGACUGGUUCCAGCUCCUACAUGAGAACUCCAAGCAGAACAGUUCUGGAAACCCAGGGGCCAAUCCAGUGAAUGUACUAGACAAGAGCCUGGUGGCCAGUUGCAAGGAUUCCAUUGGCUGGAUGUUUUCCAAGCUAGACACAAACAAUGACCUUUUCCUGGACCAGGCAGAGCUCGCAGCAAUCAACCUAGACAAGUAUGAGAUUUGCAUCCGGCCCUUCUUCAACUCCUGUGACACCUAUAAGGAUGGCCACGUCUCCACCGCCGAAUGGUGCUUCUGCUUCUGGAGAGAAAAGCCACCCUGUCUUGUGGAGCUGGAGAGGAUCCAGAUCCAAGAAGCAGCAAAAAAGAAACCUGGUGUUUUCAUUCCAAGCUGUGAUGAGGAUGGGUACUACAGGAAGAUGCAGUGUGACCAGAGCAGUGGGGAGUGCUGGUGUGUUGACCAGCUUGGCCUGGAGCUGACAGGAACACGGAUACGUGGAAACCCGGACUGUGAUGACAUAGUUGGGUUCUCGGGGGAUUUUGGGAGUGGCGUUGGAUGGGAGGAUGAGGAAGAGAAAGAGACUGAGGAAGCUGGAGAAGAGGCUGAAGAAGAGGAGGGAGAGGCAGACGACGGAGGCUACAUAUGGUAGAAGCGGAGAAGAGCACAGUUUGGUCGGGAUGCUGGCAGCAAGGCGUGACAGCAGUCAAACUCGAAGGAGAUGAGCAGCUUAAUGAGAUGAUCAGGAAACACAGUUGAAUGUAACUUACUAUAGUAGAAAAAGUGUGUGUGCGCAUGUAUGUGUGUGUGGAUGCUUGGAGUGCUAUUUACAAUGCCCCAGGGACACCCUGCAUUCUCCCAAUAUAGCUGAAAGCACCACUGUAGCAAAGCAAAAGUAAAAAGCAGUCUGCAGUAUUGAUUCAGUUGGGGGUUUUUGUUCCACUUUUAGGUCUGUAUUGAUAAAUAUUUCAGCUCAUGGGCACCCGCCCCCCCCCCCCCCAGUGUGCACAUGCUCACACAUACCAAUACCCACAUGCAUAUUCACAGCCAUGUUAACCACUGAGUAAAAAAACCCACCAGUAAUUAACACCUUGGUAUAUGAAUCUGGCUGCUGAGCUAGCUCACCACUGACUGAAGCAGUUGCACACUGCAAACACCUCAGAAAAUCACAGGAGCGUUUCCCAGUCUGCAUUGUAGCACAUGCACUGCCAUGAAUGACAGGCUGUACUAGUGUGCAGUCCUUCACUUGCCUAAAGUUUAGGUGAAGAAUUGUAUGGCCAUGGUCCAAAUGCAGGGCUGUACCAGUGGGGGUGAGAUCGAAUUGUCCUUGGGCCUGUUUGAGAUUCCUGUUUCUUGGGGGAAAUUAACCUAUAAGGAUAUUGCAUCUUGCUGUUGAAAGCAAUACUCUCGUGGUAGGUCAGUGACUGUUUAGGCACCUGUGGCUGGCUCAGCUACCUUAAAACCAAAAGGGGUAUUGAAGUUUUUUGCCAAACAGAUUGAUCGUGAAUUAAUUCUGCAUCUUCUAGUGGCAAGAAAAGAGGAUCAGGCACUUAGUCUUGCAGACCAUUUUAAUCAUGGGACAAAGUUUUGAUCAAUGAUUUUAAUAACCUUUUUGACCUUGCAUGAUGAAAAAACAAACUGCGUUGUCAGACUCAUUACAAUAAGAGCCCAAGAAAACCUGUUCUGUACCCACUUCCUUCCCAUCCAUCCGCUCUUGUCCAGUGCCAGCUUCUGGCAGUCAGAGGUUUAGGGAUACUCAGAACAUGGGGGUGUGUCCCUGACCAUCUUGGCUAAGAGCCACUGAUGGUCUUGGAGAAAGUGUAUCUUGCAGCUGGUACAGGCAGGACAAGCCAUGAACUAACAGGAUCAGAUAGGCACAUGCUGUCCUAUGAAAACCCAAAAGCUUGGCUGGAACCUGACUCAGAUUGGUAGUGCCCAAAAGCUGUCGCUAUAUGAUACCCAUUAGUGGGGCCAGGUGAAAUGUAUUGGUGGUGUCAGUCCAUUUAUUAGGGAUUGUGGGGGAGGGGCAGAGGAAGGUUCAAUGACAAUGGGUGAUCACGUAGACUGCAGCUUUGUUUUGUCCAUUGAUUAGAAUUUUGUGUGUGUGUAAGCGAGACGUCUUGUGGGCUUCAGAAUACUCCUUACAGUGUUCUACUCUUUGCAAAGCUGGGAGCUGCUUAGACCAGUAGAACUGGCUAUAAGGCUGUCCAUUUAGCUUCUUGAAACCAUUGUGUAAUUCCAGCCACAAUUUCCAUUAUCAGUCCCAGAAAGCCUCCAUGUAGCAGAUGAUGAGAUGAGGGACUAGUGGCAACGUAGCUCCAGGUCGCAUCUUUCCCUGUUUGUGGGAGUAUUCUGCCACCUUCACCCUGUCAGAAAAGGGGAAACAAAGUCUGAAAGGUCAGUUUUUUUGUAAGAUGUAGAGAUGGAAAGAUGCCUUUCCUUCCCCUCUAGGAGACAAGGCAUUUAUUGAAUAUGAACAAUGCAUGUACCAGUGUUUUUUGUCAUUGCUCUCUCUGGAAAGCACCUACGGUUUCCUUCUGUUCAGUUUGUGUGUCCAUCGGGGUUGGGCUGAGGUAUUUUUGGUCACUUUUGAAUAUUCUGUUAGUCACUGGACGAUUGAGAAGCUCUGAUGAGCUGGAAAAGUCAAUGCUAUGGGUUUUACUACAGAAGAACCAACUCCCCAAGAACUCGUAUUUAAAGGCAGGAAGUCUAGGUUAGUGAGGCAUAGGAAGCAACUUGGUGAGGAGCAUGGGGACACAGUGCAGCAGAAGAUGAAGACAGAUGUGAAAAUGACAUUCCUUCAGUGAAAGAAAAGACAUCUCCCCACUUGCGGAACAGCCACCCACCCCCUAUCUUCAGUGCAGCCUCCAGGACCGUAAACUGGGUGUCUGCUCUUGGCUUAAGAAGGUUGGUUCGUUUUUUUUGAUGGAGACACUCACAGUGAGCAGGUUUCAGAGUAACAGCCAUGUUAGUCUGUAUUCGCAAAAAGAAAAGGAGGACUUGUGGCACCUUAGAGACUAACCAGUUUAUUUGAGCAUAAGCUUUCGUGAGCUGCAUCCGAUGAAGUGAGCUGUAGCUCACGAAAGCUUAUGCUCAAAUAAAUUGGUUAGUCUCUAAGGUGUCACAGUGAGCACACACACACACAAAGGGGCUUAAUCCUAUUCCCAUUACGUCAAUGUAAGAUUUGCCACUGACUUAACUGGAAGCUGGAUUUGACCAAGCUAUGUUAAUUUCAGUUUGAUGGAAUGGCCCCCAGCAAUCAGAUGCUAAUAUUGUAAGUGUGGCCCUGUCGGCAUAUGGGUGUGUGACUUGAAAGGCCUGUGCAUGCGUGCGCAGUGUAAACAUGUGUCCCAGUACAGAGAGAGAGAGUGUGGGUGUGUGGUAAAAUAGUGAUAGCCAGCUUGGCUUACAUUGGGCAUUCCAGAUCUUAUGUGACAUUAAGUCUAACAGUCUGAACCGGAAGCUCAAUGUGCUACAAUCCGAGUAAACCCAAAUAAUAUGCUUGCAAUGAUACCACAUUAGAGAACACUGUUAUGUAGCCAGCUGUGAUAAUAAACGCACCUUGCUGUGUGGAACGCUUUACAUUCCUUUCCGCCCAAUCUCUCCCUAAUAAAUACAGACAGCUUAUCCCCCUUUAUUCAGCUAUUUCUCCUGAUCUUCUGAGGAAAGACUAAUUGACCAUGACUGAUGAGGGGACACUGUAGUUGAAUGUGCCACUCCCGAAGGGGAUGACCUUCUCAGUCGGUGCGCUACUUGAAAUGUUCUGUUUUUCUUAGAGUUUGUGUUUAGUAUUGGAUUUUUUCCCCCAUCAGCAUCACCUCACAAACCAUAACACAUGCUUGACCUUUCAUUCCUAAAAGCUCAUUAUUACAUCCCACCCGUUGUCAUUGCCUUUUGGGGCAGUUCCAGUCUCUUUUGUUUGCUUCAUGCCUGCUUGUCUCUGGUACUGGAGUUGCUUCCAGUUGUGCACGUUUAAUAACCUGUAAAUAUGUUUUUGAAUCAAAGGAGCAAUUUUCUAAUCCCGAAGCACUCUAGCUAUGUGGAGCUCCCUUCUUCCCCCGAGACAGUGGGGCUUGCCGCUGAGUUUUGCGCUAGUUAUUAAGGCAUCGGAGUCCUUCGGUCUCAACCAGGCUCAAGGCUGCACUGGUUGUGCUAGGAUUCAGUUCAGCAGUGAAAGACUCCACUGGAGGUGUUUGCCUCUGCUAACAAGGCCUAUAUUGCUGCAGAGGUCAGCUCCUCUAGCUGCAGAAGCCAAAAUAUGAACAAAGGAACAAACACACAAAUCAUCUGCAGCCUUUUGCUUUCUAGAGCUCUACCUCCCUGCCAACACGCACACAAGGUAGUUUAACAACAGGAAUACCCUCAUUACUAAUUUUUCACCUAUGUGUUGGGAUUCUUGUUUGUUUAAUUGACACCACCACCAUUCCCAUAGGAAUCAGCUGUGAUAUCACCACCAUCUCCUUAGCAAGCAGCUCGGCCAUCGCACCUGCCCACAACAUAAGCAGUUGUGCUAGCACAAUGUGUCAUUGGCAGGAGGGGAAAUGUCUAGCUACACUUGUUUUGUUAAAGUUUUUUUUCUUAAGAAUGAACUAAGCCAUUGCAAUAUCUAUGACUGGCCUUCUGACCCGGUGGCUAGUGAUCUUCACUGCUGUGCAGAAGACCUAGCUUCCAUUCCUGGGUUCUCAGCCCCAGAGAUGGCAGGAGCUAGGAGGGCACUGGAAGCACCAGGCUCAGAUCAUCAGAGGAAGGGCCUUGCCUUGUACAGCAGCACACACCCCCUUCCCCUGGAAAAGUAGGAAUGGGGCAGCUGGACAUGGAAAGGAGUCUUAGCCUUCUGGUCAAGGUGAACAGAAUGAGAGGUGGGAUCCGGGAAGAUGCAAAGUGGGCAGAUGGAAUCCUAAGGCACGUAGAGGGCACUGUCUCAGCUGGAGGCUUUUCAAGUGUGGCUGAUCAUUCUCUGUGUUUUUGCAUUCAAGCUUCCUGUGGCUCUUUCCCAUACACUUCUCUUUUACUAUGGAACUACCCUGACUCUACAAAAUCUAGCGCCAUGGCUUUAAACCUUUUAUCCACCUCUUUCUCUCUUCUCCUCCAAACUGGCAAUUAGCUCACUGGUGAUCGAGAGCUAUGUAUAUUAAAACCACUAAUAGAUAAGUAUUUUGAAGGUGUUCAAAACAUGUUCAUUUUGUUUUUUAAUUAUAUGCUUAAUGAAAGAAACUGACUAACAAAGUUCAGAGAGGAGCAACAGCUUGUAGCCUGAAACAUAUUAAAAUGUCUUAUGUGCAAUAACUUUGAACUUAGAGUUAAGAAUCGUGUUCAAGUGCUUGGAUUUCAGUUUGUAUAUUUAAGUGCUGAAAUUGUAUCUCUCAGUAAUUUUAGAUGUUAAUCCAAACCAAGUGUUAGAAUGUAUGUGUGCAUUGAUGGGCACUAGCGCGCCAAACAUUUCAGUUCUUAGGGCCUCCCUUUUCCCAGCUGUUACACUCCUGUCCUGCUUCACAAGGCCACCAGAGAAAGCUGUUUCACAUUGACUAUCUCUGCCUACUACUUAACCUAAGGAAACAAGUACACACACCAAGAAAUGAAAUAUGUUAUUUUUUAAAAAAUUAAUAAAAAUUUAUAAACACUCUUUU
Chelonia mydas (Green sea turtle) is the source of this 6474-nucleotide messenger RNA. RefSeq names its product SPARC (osteonectin), cwcv and kazal like domains proteoglycan 2 (gene SPOCK2). The coding region runs from base 243 to 1499 and encodes 418 amino acids. The record is from RefSeq and is a predicted model, not a curated record. Gene Ontology annotation, molecular function: calcium ion binding; protein binding. Lineage: Eukaryota; Metazoa; Chordata; Testudines; Cheloniidae. The transcript is spliced from 11 exons.